UGUGUGUGAGUGGGGCUUCCGUGUCGCAAGCGGAAAACAAACGGAAUUGAGUUUUGUGUUUGAGUCAUAUUCCAGUGACAAACAAUGCGCGACAUGCGUUGUCAGUUGAAUUACUGUUUAAUUUGAUUACCGGUCAUCAUCACCGGGACAACUUCCAAUCACUGAUCGCAUAUGUAUCUGUGUGGGGGCCACAAAUAUAGACAUGGCGUAAUGGAGAUGCUGCUGUGAGCUAAUUAAUUAAUUGCUCAUACUUGACCUGGACACUAAGCAGACGCUGUUGAAAUCGACAAUAUGUGAACGCCCAGAUGAAAUAGGCGAAAAUACAUAGUUUUGGUUUGGUGUACGUUACGUGAGCGCCCCGUUUUGAUUGUGUUGGUAGGGAGCAUUCCCGUGCGCGAAUCAGGUUUUGCUCGCUCCUCGUCGGUGCAGCUGCAUUCUUUCUCGCUUCCACUUCCACCCCCGGUCCCGGCCCCUGGAAACACCAGUACCUAGUACCUGUGCGUUAGUUAGGUGCGAGCGAGAGGCCAACAGCCAGAGCGGCACUUGCCACGCUUGACUUGCAGCAGGUCUGCAGGGGAAGGCGACGCGGAAAUGCCACAAGGAGCUACGUCCAUAGCCGCCGAUAGUCACCAGUUCCAGUCCCGAUAAGGCGACGACAGACUGGAAUACACAGCUAGCUAGCUGGAAAAGCAGAUAGCAGCGACGGAGGGAGAGUGGAAUUAUUUAUUAUUCAAAUUCUGAAUGGAAUGACGAUGUGAUGGGCUCGUGCUCGUGUACGCGGCGACACUUUUUGCUGUCAAUAUGCUUCCUGCAAGUGAUAACGAUUAUCGAGCGCCAGGUAUUCGACUUCCUCGGAUACAUGUGGGCGCCCAUCCUGGUGAACUUUUUCGACAUUCUGUUUAUCAUAUUCGGGUUCUACGGCGCUUACCACUUUCGCGUUAAAUACAUCAUCACCUAUCUAAUAUGGAACUUCCUGUGGAUCGGCUGGAACGCCUUCCUCAUUUGCUUCUACUUGAAUGUGGGGCAGCUGGACAGGAACAGUGACCUGCUCAACCUGGGCACAGGAAGCGUCUCCUGGUUCGAGGCGAAUGGAUACGGCUGCAAGCCCACAUACAGCAUGACCGCAGAUGAUCCGCUUCAGCCCCAGAGGCCGGAGCACGUGGAGGGCUGCCUGCUGGACUACCCGCUGGUGGAGAUCACCCACUCGGGGGUGCAAUGCGCGUUGGCGCUGCUCGGCAUACUCGGUGCGAUUCUGAUCAGUUGCAUAUUUCUCGAUGAGGACGACAGAUUCGAUUUCAUGAACGGCGACGCGAAGAGUCCACAGCACACCGUGGUGCAUCCAAUGUACGUGAGCUAUACAAGUAUACCCACAACUUCCGCAAGCGCCACCAUGCAAUCAAACAAGCAUCUGCAACUGCAGCAGCCGCAGCAGAACUCACUGAAACUCUAUCAUCAUCAGCAACAACAGCAACCCAAACUACACCACUUCAACAAGAACAACCAGUUGAGCGGCAGCAACAAUAAUACACUGAACAAUAAUCUCCACCAGCGUGCGCCUUCGCUGCUGCUGCCGACAAACACGACAAAUAACCACAGCGCAUCAUUCCAACCCCACAACCACAACCUCAACCACAGUCACCAACCUUCGACCAACCAUUUAACCCACGACGGGAGCAACUGCAGCAGCCUGCGGCGCCACCGGCACGGGCACGGUCACCAGCAUUCUAAAACCCCGGUCAGCCCCUGUCCCAUGUCGCCCCAGACCACGCCCUCGCUGUCGUACGCCUCAUUGCAAAACUCCAAUCCGUACUUGGCCGGCAACUCGCUGAGCAAUAGCAACUACAGUAUCUUCCAGAGCCCCGACUCGCUCCAGGGCAGCUCACACUUUGCCCGCAUCCACCACAAGCCCAAGCCGCCCAAGUCUGGCGUUCCUGCAUCGGGAGCAGCAGUAGAUUUGGCUCUGACCUCGCCUGUCCGUCCGCUCGAGCGCCUGUCGCGCAGCCUCGAGGAGGACGAGGAGGACAUCUUUUCCCUGCAGCAGUUUGCUCCGGGCGAACAUGGCGUAACAUACGUUCCCUUCCAGAGUCCCACUCCGAACAGCCUCUUCCUGGGCGACAACAACAAUGUCUUCCAAGCUAACUCUCGCUCUAGUCCGAAUAACAAUGCUUAUCCCUACGACCACAAUGGUCUGCCCUCUCCUCCGAUUCGUCUGGCCCGGCGACCCACGCACAUUCCCCUGCCCACGGUGCCCAUGCAUAGCUGUUUGGAUAUGCAGUUUGACGAGGAAGCGGAUGCGGAUGGCGAGUCCGAGCUAGAUCACGAUCACGAUCAAAUGCUGACGCCCCCGCCUCCGCCGGUGGUGGCACGGCCUCAAAUCCAUCAGCGCUUGGGCCAGGCGCCCUACCUCGAUCUCUCGCCAGAGGUGGUGGAGCGCUAUGCAAUGCCCAGCAAGCUGGGCCAGCCUGGGCCACCCCUUCCGCAUCCCCUUCCCGUUCCCCAUGGCUCGCCCAUGGUCCGUCGCAGUAAUCGCCGGCCCAGGCCACCGAUUCCCGUGAACUUCUGCGACCAGAUUCGUGCUCCUCCGCCCGGAUAUGUGGUGCGCGCCCAGAGCGACGAUCGUCUGGUGGAGCAGCACCAGCAGCAGCUGGCGGAAGCUGAGGCUGCUCCGCACGUGAACCGCCGUAGUGGUCGCAGUGCCAACGGCCAAAAGUCCCGUCCCCGCUCAUUCUGCAACUCGAUUGUGGGCGUGCAGGCCUAGAGCAAAACCCAGACCCCAAGACUUAAGUACGUCCCGCUGCACUUGCUCAUCCGCUCUCUUCCUUACUGAAGCUCUCUGCCUGUUACUAACUCUACCAGGAUCACUCGAUCACACAACCCUACAUACAUACAUACCUAUACACACACACACACAGGUGUUGCUGUUUCUUUGUUGUGCCUAACCAGUCGGCUAGCUAUAGGGCCUAAGCCUAGCUAACCAUGUGAGCGUUUAACUAUUCGGAUGAUGCCUUGCAGAGCUGACUUUAAUUAUGUAUACACUAAGUAAUCAUUCACAUACAUAAGUGCAAACAGUAGACUUUCCCAGAAUUGUGAUAGAAGGCGUGAAAAGGAAAGUCGCGACAGAAUGCAAAGCCUAACAAUUUUAUGUUGAUCUGUGAUAAACGAAAACAAAAACAUAAACAUGAACGACAAAAAACAAAACGAUUAUUUAACAAAAAAAAAACGAA
Messenger RNA from Drosophila gunungcola (fruit fly), 3224 nucleotides. RefSeq names its product sodium/potassium-transporting ATPase subunit beta-1-interacting protein (gene NKAIN). The coding region runs from base 758 to 2758 and encodes 666 amino acids. The transcript has 7 exons. NCBI's taxonomy places the organism in Eukaryota, Metazoa, Arthropoda, Insecta, Diptera, Drosophilidae. Gene Ontology annotation, biological process: regulation of sodium ion transport. The record is from RefSeq and is a predicted model, not a curated record.